CCCGCCCUCACUUACUGUUCUCUUUGAGCUGGCUGGCUGUAGUUCAGGAACACGCCUUCUGCCGAAGUGAACACAAUAACAGGCGCCCUCGAGAGACUUGGGCCAGGCCAGCUCUGGUGGGAGCGAGCGAGAGAGAGGACGCCGCAGCUAGCAGAAGCAGAGGGGAGGGGCAGCAGCAGCGGCAGCAGCAGCAGCAGCGGCAGGAGCGGCAGCAGGAGCCAGGAUGCCAAACUGGGGUGGAGGAAAAAAGUGUGGCGUAUGCCAGAAAACGGUGUACUUUGCAGAGGAAGUGCAGUGUGAAGGCAACAGUUUCCACAAAUCCUGCUUCUUGUGCAUGGUUUGUAAAAAGAACUUGGACAGCACUACAGUAGCCGUGCAUGGAGAAGAGAUCUAUUGCAAGUCAUGCUAUGGGAAGAAAUAUGGACCAAAAGGCUAUGGAUUUGGACAGGGAGCCGGGACCUUGAGCAUGGACAAAGGGGAAGGACUGGGGAUCAAACAUGAAGAAGCCCAGCCCCAUCAGCCUACCAACAACCCCAAUCCAUCCAGGAUGGCACAGAAGGUGGGCGGUGCUGAUGGCUGUCCCCGCUGUGGACAGGCUGUGUAUGCUGCUGAAAAGGUGGUUGGAGCUGGGAAGUCAUGGCACAAAGCCUGUUUUCGAUGUGCAAAAUGUGGCAAAAGCUUAGAGUCCACUACUUUGGCUGAUAAGGAUGGUGAAAUCUACUGCAAAGGCUGCUAUGCCAAGAAUUUUGGACCCAAAGGCUUUGGCUUUGGGCAAGGAGCUGGAGCACUUGUCCAUUCCCAGUGAAGAGCUAAACUGCUAGUGCUUUAAAGUCUCCUUUCCAGCACUAAAUGCUUUGCCAAUGCUGAGCUCAUCCAAGCCAACUCUCACAAAGAACAAUGCCAUUUCACCAAUUCUUGCAAAUGUGUUAAUCAUACAGUAACAGAAUCUGCUGCUUUCCAGUGUAUCACUGGUUCACCUGCUAACUGGGCAGCCAACCAUGGUCCUUUUCCAUAGGUCCUUGAAAUCCUUUGGAAACCCACUGUGGCUCACAUUAGCAAAAUGACCUCCUUUAAUAAACAUUAGUGCUUUCAGCUAUAGUUAAAACUGUAGACAGCAGAGAGCAUAGGUAUCUCUGAAUAUAAAACAGUGUAAUAAUUUCCUCUAACACCUCUCUCCCGACAGGGUUAGAAUAGAGAUUUUUGAGGGAACAGGUCACAUAUUUUGUAAGAUAUCAAGUCUUAACAAUUCAUGUGCAAAAUAUCAAGGCUGAUUGCAAAAGGCAAGGAUGAAGAGUUAAAAACUAGGAAACAACUCAGAUGCACAAAUGGUAUAGCAAAAGAAAGGGAAAGAGUGUGUAAACAUGUAUAAUGUGUAAAUAAACACAUUCCUCGAGUUUUUAAGAGUAAAUAUGGACAGAAGUCUUAACACUAAUAAUUUCAAGCAGUUGUUACAAUGUCAGUAGAUUUAUUACUAGUCAAUAUAUUCAGCAGUGACCACUAGGGAUGAGCAAAUCUGCCAACUUUGGUUUCAUUCUCUUUCUCAUUUUCCCAACCUUGAGUUCAUUUCAGCCCACAGUUACAUUUUCUAAUUUGAUCACAAAAUAGCCCAUUAUCAUGUGCACUUCUAAUACACACAUUUUCUUCAGACUUUUCCUAAUAUGCACAAUUUUUGCAGUUGAUAGUUUCCUAAUAUUCAUUAUUGUGCAUAUUUGGCAUAAUAUACACAUUUUUGUUCCUUCUUGCUAGUUGUAUCACAAGUGCAGAUUUCAGCAUACAACUGUAUUCUGUUUUGCUUAUAGGCUCAAGAGGUGAAAAUCGGGCAAGCUCAUAUAAAAAAUUUGGACUGAACAAAUUUUCCUCCCAUCCCUAGUGACCACUGAUUUUUCAUAUAUUUGGGGAAAUUUGGUUCAUAUAAAAGAAAUCAUUCAGAGGUGAUAAUCAUUCCAGGUGAUAUUGCUCAGCAUUUCUGUCAUUCCUAAAAGGUAAAUGAAUUUGAGACAACCAGAAUAUAUAGCUUUCCUUGAUUCUAUCUUUCAUUAGUUCUGUUACUUGCAGCAACUGGGAAUAUUGUAAACAGAGGGUCUAAAAAUCCAAUUUGCUGUUGCUUUAUGUUGUCAUCAUUCCACUGUGUUGCUUGCCCCUUAAAGAAAGGAAUUGCUUAAUGAGAUUGGUUUCAGUUCACUUUCUCUCUCUAGUGGCCCCGGUCAUACCACAGAGAAAUGUACAGGGGGAAUUCCAACCACCAACGACAUCAAAGAAGUGGUAGUUUUUAUAAAAUCCAGAUAUGGGACCCAAGGUUGACAGUCUCACUUCUUUCUUUUAUGAAGCUCAGGAGAAGAAUCUUGGUCCAAAAUCUCAGCAGGCUUAGAACUUUUUAAUAGAGAAUCUAGUCUAUAUGUUUCCCAAUUUAAUAUGGACCCGUCUUAAGCUAAAUAGCCGUAGUGUGAGCUCAGUGCCCACAUCCCUUCCUUUAGGAUGCAACCUGAGUAAUGUUUUUUCCUCUUUAGGUGAUUAGCAUGGAAUUAGAUUAAAAUUCUGUGGUUCUUUACACAUCUGUUGCAAGUAUGCCUGAGAAACUAGAGCAGCACACAUCUGUUAUGAGAAUGCCUCAAAACUAGAGCAGUAAUGUUUUUACAAUGUUUGUUACAAACAAGAGCUGUAUUCAAAGAAGCUUGUGUAUUCAAUAAAGCGGUAAAAAAGAA
Messenger RNA from Elgaria multicarinata webbii, 2702 nucleotides. RefSeq names its product cysteine and glycine rich protein 1 (gene CSRP1). Gene Ontology annotation, biological process: muscle tissue development; sarcomere organization. Gene Ontology annotation, molecular function: structural constituent of muscle; actinin binding. Gene Ontology annotation, cellular component: cytoplasm; Z disc; nucleus. The record is from RefSeq and is a predicted model, not a curated record. The transcript is spliced from 6 exons. Lineage: Eukaryota; Metazoa; Chordata; Lepidosauria; Squamata; Anguidae. The coding region runs from base 224 to 805 and encodes 193 amino acids.